GCUACAUCAGCAACAGGUGAGCCGGAAGAACAGCCGCAGCGCCUAUCUUCGCUACUGCCCCAGCCGCGUUCACAUCACCACCGCGCCCCCUUCACCGCUCGCUCUCAGACAUGGUUCGUGCCGUCGUAGCCACCCUGCUGGUCGUCCUCGUGGUCGCCUCCUGCGUGUCUGCACAGCUCAACUUCUCUCCCGGCUGGGGCAAGCGAGCAGCCGCAGGGGGAGAGGGCACCGGAAUGCACCCUGCCGCAGGAGCCGUGGUUCCUCCCCCUUCCUCCCUGACAGGCGAAUCCUGCGGAACCAUCCCUGUCACAACCGUCAUGCACAUCUAUCGGCUCAUUAGGGCUGAGGCUACCCGCUUGGUGCAGUGCCAGGAUGAAGAAUACUUGGGCUAAGAUCCCCCCCCCCUCUCCCUUCCCCCCCACUUCACAAUGCCCCCUCCACACCGUCACUACCCCCCC
Molecule: messenger RNA, 458 nt
Organism: Penaeus vannamei (Pacific white shrimp)
Lineage: Eukaryota; Metazoa; Arthropoda; Malacostraca; Decapoda; Penaeidae
Gene: Akh
Product: Adipokinetic hormone
Cellular component (GO): extracellular region
Molecular function (GO): hormone activity
Source: RefSeq, a predicted model, not a curated record